CACGAUAACACAUUUUAUAUUAGCGUAGGUAGUUACUUAGAUACAAAAAAUAUACUGGCCUACACCGAUAUCUUAACUCAGUUUCGAUUCUAUUAGGAUGCAGUAGUGAUAUAUUUUUAUAAUAAAAUAUUAUUAAUACAAAACCUAGAUUGUAGAUAGGCUAUUUUUGUGUAACGGAUACGGAAGUCAAAUGCAAAUAGUGAAAAAAAGGUGUGAAAAAGUUUAUUUAUCCUUUGGACUUGUCAUGUGCAUUCAUUCAAUCGAUUAGACGUUCGCUUUCAUUCAUUCGUUUCAGUUUCAUUCGGUCACUUGUGAUUAGUGGGGUGGGUUGGACUCUAUUUUUGUUAUUUAAUAUUUUAAACAAAAGUGGCGUGUAAAGGCUAUAAUGUGUAUCGGUGAGACUAUUCGUGAACAAUGGAUUAGUUUCAGUCUAAUACUUAUUCAUGCAUACCGACAGGUAACCCUGAAGAUGCUCCCAUUCUAGUAAGACAAAAGGCUUGAUGUCCUUCACACAUUAGUGGAGUAUCGUUUGUGUAAAUAACUUUGUUAUCUCACAACACGGUCGUUGUGCACGUCUCCGUAGUGUUAGAGGUGAUUAUUGAAACGCUAACGUUGUUCACUAGCAUUGCAUGUAAGUAUCGUAAUGAUAUCAGUGUAGUGCUGCCGAAAGUCGAAAUAUCUCACCUUCUAUAAACAUCACGGCUCUACAACGUAAAUUACUAACACUAACAAUUCUUCGCGGUGGUGGUGCGUAGUCUAUCGCUUAUUCUAUAAUACCAAGGAGCAGUGCAGGCCACAGCAGCCUACUCAAGCUUAUUAAUGGUGCAAGCCCCCAGCCUCAACAACUAGACUAGAGCAUAGUUCAGAGCACACACUCUUCCUGUCGCACAUCAUGGCUAAUGUAAAAAGUAGACUAAAAUCAUCUCCGGAAAAAAAAACAGGGACCCGAGGAAGACCUAAAAAACAAAAAGUGAUUUCAGUUGCUCCUAAGGUAAACAUGCCCUGUAAAGAUACAGGUCCUGAAGCAAUGAUUGUAACUAAGAAGAAAGAAUCCCCUAAAGUUCUCACUGUGGAUGAAAAAGUGUCAAUAUUUUUGCAAAAUGGAAAGAAAUUAAAACAGAAUUUUGUAAAACCACUCCCUGGCGUUAAGGAUGGGAAAAUUGAUAAAAGUCAGCUGGGUAUUGUAAAAGAGCAACUAGUAUCAAAGUCAGGAAAACUAAAGGCAACAAACAGAGACCAUCUACGGCUGAUGGAUAAGCUAUUAAUGAGUGAGUUAAUGAUAACUGAAGUUAAUUCAAAGAGAAAAAAACUCAACUCCACUUCCUCUUACAUAAGCAUUGAGAGUGAUAAAUUUAAAGGAAAUGAUACACCUUCAAAGUCAGAAAAAGAUAAUACAAGUCCCAAGAAAAAGAAGAGCCAUCCCUCAUCAUCAUCAGACCAAAGUAUUGACAAUAACAAUACGGGAGGCAUAUCUGAUCAAAACAAAAGUGAAAGUGAAAGCUCUCCCGGAAGCAGCCCUAAAAAAGAAAAACAAAAGAAAGGCAAACAAAACACAAAACCAAAGAAGGCCAAAAAAAUUACUAACAUUAGUAAAAAACUUCACGAUGACUCUUCAAAAAAAAUAUCCAAACUAAAACAAGUGACUCUGAGCAACGGAGUUGUGCUGCGCUUGUCUCUGUACCAGUGUGACUACUGCCAGAAAACAUUCACCAACAAGUCAUCCCUGCGCAGACACAUCUACAUGCAUAUGGACAUCAAGCCGUACGGCUGCAUGCACUGCAGCAAGCGGUUCCGGCAGCGCUGCAACCUGCAGGUGCACCAGACCCGGCGCCACGUGGACAAGUACCCACAGAAGUUCAUGUGCAACCAGUGUGACAAGCCCUUCCUACUGAAGGAGAACCUGCUGCUCCACUUGACGAGUCACGUGAAGAAUGAGAACUCGUUCCGCUGCGUGGUGUGUGACAAGCGCUUCUCUCACCACCUGCUGCUGGUGCAGCACGAGAAGCAGCACCUGGUGUCGGGGCGCUUCCAGUGCUCCAUCUGCAGCAUGAGUUACGACUGCCGCUCACGUCUCUCUCUCCACGUUAAGAGCCACCUCAACAUUAAGGAGUUCGUCUGCCAGUACUGCGGCAAAGAGUUUCUACGGCCGAACUCCAUGCGCCGACACGUGGAGAUCUGCCACGGUGGCCAGACGAUACAGUGCCCGAUCUGCCGGAAGCGGCUGAAGGGCCACCUCACGGAGCACCUGCGCACGCACGACAACAAGCGGCCGCACGAGUGUCCCGACUGCGGGCAGCGGUUCACGCAGUCGACACAACUCACAGUGCAUCGCCGGUCUCAUACCGGCGCACGGCCGUACCCAUGCCGUAUAUGCCGCCGCCCGUUUACCCACUCCAACGCGAUGAUGCUGCACCACCGGCGGCACACGGGCGAGAAGCCGUUCUCGUGCCCGAUGUGUCCGAUGGCGUUCUCGCAGUUACCGCACAUGAAGGCGCACAUGAUGAAGAUCCACGGCAAAGCGAUGACGUACAAGUGCGAGCGCUGCCGGCAGUUCUUCAAGCUGAAGUCGGAGCUGGAGGAGCACGAGAAGGCGUGCGCGCCGCCGCCGUCGCCGCCCGACGCCGCCGCCAUGCCGCUGCCGCGCAUGCGCUUCCUUCUCGCGCUGCUCCUCACCAUGAUCGCCUCCAAGGACAAGCUCAAGUGUCUCGGUUUCAACAAGCGUCUGAUAGACGACCUCCUUGACGAUUCGCUGAAGGCGAUGGGGCAGACUCCUUGCGUGGACCAGUCGUUGUCCACCGUCGAGCGACUGAAGACCAACAUCCAGCUGCUACUGAACGGAACCGUGCCUGAAGACCAGAUGGCCAAGUUCCGACAAGAGAACAAGUCCACGGAAGAACUGUUGGUCCUUCUUACUGACGAGAAAAAGAAAUGAGUAAGCUUAGAGGUUGGCUAUUUACAAUGAGUCGAUAAUUCAAACGGCCGUUAAAUGUUUAACGUGCUUUGUGUCGUAGGUACUUUAUGGGUAAGGUCAGUCGAAUGGUUUUCCUGAAGCCGUUUAGUGCAUAGAGCCAUUUCAAAAGCAAUUAUGCAGCUGCCAUGUAGUAAAUCGAUGGUAUUUAGGGCUACUCCGACAUUUCGAAUAAACGUAGGUACCACAUGUGGUAGAUAUUUUGCCUGUAGCUACGUACUAGUGUUUAUCGGCCAUACAUAAUAAUAAUAUGUAAUCCUCGAAGGGGUAGUCAGUGGGGACACGCAAGCGAGCCACCCGCUUUUCGCACAAAAAAGUAUUUCUAUGAAUGAUUAAAUCUGUAAUUAUGUGAAAUGUUUCCAAAACUGAUACAGUCAUACAUAUACACAUGAGACAAAGUAACUUCCACUUAGUAGGAAUUCGUGUAGUUGAAGUGGCCCUUCAAGUAUCUCGAAGUACCUCGGUACUCGGUAGUCGGUAACGUGACCCCACUUCCUGUGGGGGCACGUGCAGUGAACCUACGCACGAUCGCUUCUUAAACCAAAUGCCAUGCUAAAUGCCCAUAUGUAUAACUAAAAUAAUAUGCGAAAGCUUCGAAUCGCAUUCAUAUUUAAAGAGUUCCCCGUGGGAAUUUCGGGAUAAAAACUUGCCUGUUGCACUGAGGGAUAAAGUAGUGAUGUCUGAUGUUCAGUAGUUUUUGAGUAAAUUCCUUCUGUGUACAUGCUUACAUACACUCGCGCCUUUCCUCCAGGUAAAUAUUAUGGAACCAGUGUCUCGACUCGAUGUUGUUUUUUAUAAUUGCACAUUUGACAUUCCUACCAUCGAUCGUAAACAAUGCAUAUGCAAUUUUAUAGGUUUUGUUCGCUAUGGCUUUUCAAGAUACAGUGCUUUUAUUUCAUGAGGUAGGUUCUCUUAAUGCAAGUUAAGAAUUUAUGAAUAUUUUCUAAACUAAUAAAUUAGAAGCACUCUACAUCAAAGUUUAAAUAGGUACAUACUUACAAGUAUUUAGUUAAGGACAUGUUUUAAAACAUUUAAAAGGAAACUCCGAAUUAUCCUUGAAUACCUUUAUGUAUCCAUUCUUCUGUGAAAUACGCGAUCAAAAUCGAAAUACCGUUUGGAUGGAUUUUCAAACCAUUGUCUAUGUAUUUAAGACAGAUUUUCGUGUGUUACAUAAUAUCAGCAGAUGUUAAGCGUAUCAGUUAUAUGGUAAUCAUUGAAUGCUUCAUUUCAAUGUUGUAAUUGUUGUCUUUAUUCUGCCGAGUCAUUUAGGUGACCUUAGUUCUGAUGGUGACGAAUCGAUACAUCACAUUUUAUGAUUUACUUACCUACCUUAUUUACAUUUGGUAGAUGGUAUUUCAUGUAGGUUACUACUGUUGAUCAUUAUUAUAUGGCCAAAGAAUAAUAUAAGCAAAUAUUCGAAUGAUACUAAAACAAAUUGAAACAAAUUUCAUUAGUAUAGUAAAUUCAACCAAAAAAUUGUACUGUUCGUAUAAAAAUUGUAGAAGGGUUAUAUUAUUAGAUCAUGUAUUUAGUUAUUAAGUUUAGCUUGCCAUUCACUGCUAAGUGAUGAUUAGUCCAAAGAUCGAUAUUUGUAAUAAUAUUGUAUUCUAAUUGAUAAAUACCUACCUAGUUGGAUUAGAGAAUAAUUAUUUAAUCAGUAGGUAUGUGUUGUGUGCUAUGUACAAUGAAUGUGAGUAUUUAUCAUAGGAUAUAAUUCUAGUAUAAUUAAUAGUUAAUUCUUGCUUAUAUUUUAAUGUAGAGCAGAGAUACAUACAUAAUGUUCUACAGUGCAAUGUCUGAGUUCACAUGUUUUGCUAAGGAAAUUAUAAGUAUGACUGCUAAAUUUAAUUUCAGGUACUUUCAGGGCUGUAUAGCAAUUGAAUAUAUAACUGUUUGCAUCUCAAAACCGAUACACAUAUCUAAAUAUUUAACUAUUCUAAUAGGAAAAAAUAUGUGUUUGUUUAAUUGCUAAAGGACUAACUUAUUUAGAUAUUAGCCUGUAAGUACCUUUUUUAUUAAGACGAAAUCCAGCAUACAGUAUAGGUAGCUAGCUACGUAGCAACCUAUUCUCGCUUUCAUAGAUAUAAAAAAGUGUGUCUUUGUGAACUAAAAUAUUGCACAUGUACCUUAAAAUAUGGUAUUGAAGUACCUAUAAUUAGAAUAAAUUAUUAUUAACCUGUAUUAUUAUUCUUAUGUUAAUGGAUAUUAGGUGGAAGCCAAAUAUUAUUUUUUAUUGGUUAUUUAAUUAUUAUUUUAAAUGUUGACUUCAAUUAUGUUAUUUAUUAAUUAUAGUGUAUGUUAGUCUCUCAGUGCCAUGUUGUUGAUUUUUCAAUUAGGUACCUACAUUCAGUGUUUUUGUUAAAAUUUUGUUUGUAAAAAUUUUGUAUGCUGCUUAAUAUAUCAUUUUGGGCAUUACCUAAAUAUUUAUAACCACCUGCAAAUAACAAAAGGGUAACUAAGGCAGUGGUGCCAUCUAACCAAAUUUAAAGAACUAUCCCAUAUGGUUGGUACUACUAAAAUAAUUAUGCUUUUGUAAUACUUCAAGGUGCUUGAAUUUGUAAGUAUUUCUUUAUUUUAGUUUUACUUAAUUCCUUCAUGUAUGUGUAAUAGGAGUACCUAAUUAUUUAUAUGUGUCUAAGAUAAAAUAAAAGUCGUUCUUGCCAUGUGAAAAUUGUUCAGUAAAAAUAUGUAAGUUUCUUUAGAAAUACAACUUGGAUUUUAACUAUAGCAUAAUUUUGCUAGCCAUAUUUUGGAUCCAAAUGUUAAAUUAUUCUUAGAUAUUUGUACAAGUUGGACUAAGUACCUAGGUAUAUUUUUGGACAUGAACAAACAUAAUCAAGAAUUGAAAACUUUUACAAGUUAUCGUUGUAUGAGUAGAAAUAGAAUACCAAAGAAUUAAAUGUACUAUCAGAGAAAUAAAAAAUAUUGUGAUGAAA
Messenger RNA from Plutella xylostella (diamondback moth), 5904 nucleotides. RefSeq lists its product as uncharacterized. Lineage: Eukaryota; Metazoa; Arthropoda; Insecta; Lepidoptera; Plutellidae. The record is from RefSeq and is a predicted model, not a curated record. Gene Ontology annotation, molecular function: DNA-binding transcription factor activity, RNA polymerase II-specific; RNA polymerase II cis-regulatory region sequence-specific DNA binding. Gene Ontology annotation, biological process: regulation of transcription by RNA polymerase II. Gene Ontology annotation, cellular component: nucleus.